GCAGGAUUUCCGCUUUCGCUCCUUUCCGGCGGUGACGACCUGCCCCUUCCAACAUGCCUCUCGCAAAGGAUCUCCUUCAUCCCUCUCCGGAAGAGGAGAAGAGGAAACACAAAAAAAAGCGGUUGGUGCAGAGCCCUAACUCCUACUUCAUGGAUGUGAAAUGCCCAGGAUGCUACAAAAUCACCACGGUAUUUAGCCAUGCACAAACAGUAGUUUUGUGUGUUGGCUGCUCCACUGUCCUCUGCCAGCCUACAGGAGGAAAAGCAAGGCUUACAGAAGGAUGCUCCUUCAGACGGAAGCAGCACUAAAAGCGCCCUGAAUCAAGAUGAGUGGGAAACCAUCCCAAUAAACACAUUUUGGAUACA
Molecule: messenger RNA, 365 nt
Organism: Loxodonta africana (African savanna elephant)
Lineage: Eukaryota; Metazoa; Chordata; Mammalia; Proboscidea; Elephantidae
Gene: RPS27
Product: ribosomal protein S27
Exons: 4
Coding region: 54-308 (84 amino acids)
Biological process (GO): translation; ribosomal small subunit assembly
Cellular component (GO): ribosome; cytosolic small ribosomal subunit
Molecular function (GO): structural constituent of ribosome; RNA binding
Source: RefSeq, a predicted model, not a curated record